This is a messenger RNA of Pipistrellus kuhlii (Kuhl's pipistrelle), 6561 nucleotides long. RefSeq names its product shroom family member 3 (gene SHROOM3). Gene Ontology annotation, molecular function: actin filament binding. Gene Ontology annotation, biological process: actin filament organization. The transcript is spliced from 10 exons. Lineage: Eukaryota; Metazoa; Chordata; Mammalia; Chiroptera; Vespertilionidae. The record is from RefSeq and is a predicted model, not a curated record. Bases 370 to 5889 code for a protein of 1839 amino acids. Gene Ontology annotation, cellular component: apical plasma membrane; adherens junction; cortical actin cytoskeleton.
UCUGAGCAGAUCGAAGAAGGGGGCAAAGCGGAUCUGGUGAGCUCCAAACUGCGGGCUGGGGACGAGGUGGUGCACAUCAAUGAGGUCGUGCUGAGCAGCUCCAGAAGGGAGGCCGUUUCCCUGGUGAAAGGAUCCUACAAGACCCUCCGGCUGGUGGUCCGCAGAGAUGUGUGUGCAGCACCGGGUCCUGCAGAUACCGGCACCUCUGACUCCCCGAGCCCGGAGCCCCUCACCGCGGACCCCCAGCACAGGAAGGCGGCAUGGUCAGGAGGAGCUAAGCUUCGGCUGAAGCACAGGCGCAGCGAACCUGCGAGCCGACCACACUCGUGGCAUUCAACAAAAAUCGAGGAGAACCAACCCAAUGCCAGCAUGAUGCAAAUAUCUCAGGGCACGAUUGGCACUCCUUGGCCCCAGAGCUACCAUUCCAGCUCCUCUACAAGUGACCUCUCCAACUACGACCAUGCGUAUCUGAGGCGGAGCCCUGACCACUGCAGCUCCCAGGGGAGCAUGGAGAGCCUGGAGCCCAGCGGGGGAUACCCGGCCUGCCACCUCCUCUCCCCUGCCAAGUCCACCAGCAGCAUCGACCAGCUCGGCCACCUCCACAACAAGAGGGACUCGGCGUACAGCUCCUUCUCCACCAGCUCCAGCAUCCUGGAGUACCCGCCCCCCGGCGUGCCAGGCCGGGAGCGGUCCGGCUCCAUGGACGCUUCUGCUCAGGGUGGCCUCCUGGACGGGCUGAGGCAGGCAGACAUCCGCUAUGUCAAGACCGUCUACGAUCCCCAGAGGAGGGUGUCCGCAGAGUACGAGGUGAACUCGUCAGCCCUGCUCCUCCAGGGGAGGGAGGCCCCGGCCUCCGCGGACGGUCAGGGCUACGACAAAGGGCAUCCUGUUCCUCGGGGCCGGAGGGGGCCGCCCCCCUCCUGGAGCCAGCAGGGCUCCGGCUCCUUGGAGACGACCACGGACAACCUGCCUCCGAAGGCGGGCGCGCCGCUGCCCCCCGCGCGGAGUGACAGCUACGCGGCCUUCCGGCACAGAGAGCGGCCCAGCUCGUGGUCCAGCCUCGACCAGAAGCGGCCCUGCCGGCCUCAGGCAAGCUCUCCGGGCGCCCUGAAGUCCCCCUUUGUGGAGGAGCAGCUGCAUACGGUGCUGGAGAAGAGUCCCGAGAGCAGCCCGCCGGUGAAGCCCAAGCACCGUUAUCCCCAGAAGGCCCAGCCCGGCCAGCCUCUGCUGCCGACCGGCAUCUACCCGGUGCCGUCCCUGGAGCCACACUUUGCCCAGGUGCCUCCGCCCUCCGCGAGCAGUAACGGCACGCUCUACCCCGCCCUGGCCAAGGAGAGCGGCUAUGCGACUCCUCGGGGGCCCUGUGACAAGACGGCUGCCAGCCUCGAUGAGAAUGGAAACCAGAACGGACCCAGCAGACCCGCGUUUGCCUUCUACCAACCCCUAGAGCGUGAAUCUCUGUCCCUCGCAGAGAGAACACCGGAAACUCCAGGCCGAUGUGUCCCCGUCAGAGUCCACUUCCCUCCCGUGCCUGACAACGUGAAGGAGGCCGAGCCCGCGCCCCUGGGCGCACCAAGGCCGGCGCUGCGUCUCACACCGCUCCAGGGCACCGGCCCACAUCCCAGUGAGAGGAAGAGCCCCCAGAGCAACAAACCGGCCCCUACCUACCACCACAUCCCGUCCCCCCAGGCGCAGGCCUGGCCGGCGGGCGAUGGCAGGAGACCCUCCAGGCCCACGGAGCUCUGGGAGGGCGACUUCCAAGAAGACCACAAUGCCAACCUCCCGCAGGGGCUGGAGAGAGAAGGCCCGAGCCAGAGCCCGGCUGGCCACUUUGGCAAGGCCAAGUCAGCCUUCUCCUCUCUCCAGAACAUUCCUGAGAGUCUCAGGAGGCAGAGCAGCCUGGAGGCAGGAGGCCACCCCAAGGCAGAGGGCCCUGGGAGGAAAGUGGUGGUUCCUGAUCACCGGAGCCAUCCGGACAGGCCGGUUUCCUGCCCGAGGCCCGAGGGGAAAGCCGGUGCGUUGACCUCUUUCCCACUUUCGGAGGCGAGGCCCGAGGAACCAGAGCCGCCCUCCCCGCCGGGCCAGCAGCCGUCCAGCCUGGGCCGGAGGAGGCUCAGCUCCAGCAGCACCUCGGCCCUGCCCCCCAGCUUCCAGUACGGGAAGCCGCACUGCUCCGUGCUGGAGAAGGUCUCCAGGAUCGAGCAGCGAGAGCAGGGGCGCCAGAGGCCCCCGAGCGUGGGCAGCUGCUCCGCCAAUGGCUACGCCUACAGGCCCGCCAAGCUGGCCCCCACCUCCAGGACGGACUUCCAGGAGGAGACACACGCCAACACCCACCUUUCCCAAUCCGCGGAACCCCUGGGCAACGGGGAGCAGCACCCCUUCAAGAACGGGGACCCGAAGCUGGAAGAAGUGUCCUGGCAGCCUUACGGUGGUCAGCAAUUGAAGAGGGGCGCCGAGGGCAGCCGGGGCUCCCCGCUGCAAGGCAGCGAGCAUCCCCCGAGGCGGGACACCCACCUGCUCCGCAGCCAGAGCACCUUCCAGCUCUGCAGCGAGGCCGGGGAGGAUGCCCCGUGGCGGGACCCCAGGCCCGGCACCCCGGAGUCGCCGGUGCUGGACGCGCCCUUCAGCCGCGCCUACAGGAACAGCAUCAAGGACGCGCAGACCCGCGUGCUGGGGGCCACCUCCUUCCGGCGCCGCGACCUGGAGCCCGGGACCGGGGCUGCGGGGGCCUCCAGGCCCUGGCGCCCCCGACCAGCCUCAGCCCACGUGGGGCUGCGGAGCCCGGAGGCCCCGGCGGCGGCGUCCGCCUCCCCGCACACCCCGCGGGAGCGGCACAGCGUGACCCCCGCCCGGGGCGGCCGGCCCGCGCCCCCUGUGGUGGCCGCCCGGAGGGGGCCCCGCCGGCGCCUGGACCCCGAGCAGAAGAAGCGCUCCUACUCGGAGCCCGAGAAGAUGAACGAGGUGGGCGUCUCGGAGGAGGAGGAGGAGGAGGCCGGGCCGGCACCCCUGGGCGCCCCGAGGCCGGCGGCGCUGCGCUGCCUCCCGGAGAGCUCAGUGGCCGACCGGCGCCGCCUCUUCGAGCGGGACGGCAGGGCCUGCUCCACGCUCAGCCUGUCGGGGCCCGAGCUGAAGCAGUUCCAGCAGAGCGCCCUGGCCGACUACGUGCAGCGCAAGAUGGGCAAGCGGCCCGGGCCCGGGGGCCUGCAGGAGCCCGGGCUGCAGGAGCGCGCGCCCGGCUCCUACCUGCAGCCCCUGCAGCCCGGCCUCAGCGCGGCCGCCAGCCUCUGUUCCCUGCGGGAGCCGGGCCUGCAGCCCCGCAGGGAGGCCGCCCUCCUGCUGGCGGCGGGCGAACCCCUGCGCGGGGCCCGAGACCGCAGCAGCUCCUUCGCCAGCGGCCGCCUCCUGGGAGAAAGGCGCCGCGGGGACCAAGCCCAGAGGGAGCUGCCCGGUGGAGCAAAAGGCAACCAGAGGGCGGACAGGACCCUCCCGGGGGAGCCCUCCUCGUGGGGGGCCGCGGCCGGGAGGGCUGCAAAGUCCAUGUCGGCUGAGGACCUGCUGGAGCGCUCGGACUUCCUGGCGGUGCCUGUGCACGUGAGGUCACGGUCAUCUCCCACCACCCACAAGAAGCUGCAGGAUAUGCUCUUGGGGGAAGACGGUGGCUCUGGUCUUGUGAAGGCGCCAUAUUACUUGGCUGGCCCUGGACCCAGGUCCCUCGGCUGUCCAGAACGAGGUGAAGAAGAGAUGCUAGCGCUCAGACACCAGCCCAGCCCCCGAUGGGGUGGCUCCGGCUCCAAAGCAGCUGGCGUCUCCAUUCCCAGCGACUGCCCCUGCCAGCCAGACCCUCCGAGGCACGCCGGCAGGAUGCCCGGCCCCAGGCCACUGCCCACGGGGCUGCAAGGCCAUCUCACAGACACCAGGGCAGGACCCCUGACCUCACUCAGCUCCGCCCUGCCUUCCCCUGCCCCCUCCAGCUACUGUCCACCGGCUGCUGGCGAUCAGCCGGCCGGGAGGGACGGUCCGACGGGCCAGCAGCCUCUCCCGCCCUUCACCCCCGUGGGGACGCACAGGAGCAACGGUCUCAGCCCGGCCCAGCCUCCCCGUCCCAGAGGCCAGGAGCCCCACAGCCCGGAGCGCGGGGCAGGAGAGGGGACGAGGAAGCAGCCGCCCUCGCCUCGUGUGAAGUGGGCCCUCACCGUCCGGGAGAACAGCCUCCCCGAGGAGUCCUGCUCGCCCGCGGUAGCAGGCCUGAAGCACGGUCGACAGCAGCAGAGCCUCCCGAGUCCCAGCAGCACCUCCGACCCAGACACGCCUCUCGGGGCCCCGCGCACGCCGGGGAGGAUCUCCCUCCGCAUAUCGGAGUCCGCCCUGCAGGCCUCCCCGCUGCCGCCGCGGGAGGACUACGACGACGAGGUGUUCGUGAAGGACUUGCACCCCGCGUUCGAAGCUCUGCCCCUGCCCCCGCCCCCUCCACCGCCUCCACCGAGCCAGGAGGUCCCGGUGAACAGCUGGGACGACUUUCCUCCCCCGCCGCCCCCGGCUCUGUGCGAGGCGCCGGACGGCGAGGAUGGCACGGAGCUCCCCGCAAGUAGCUCCAGCAAAUCUGCCAACAGGACAGUUGCCAAGGAAAGGCCCGUGCCUGGGGCAGCCCCGCCGGUUGGCCAUCAGAUACCAGCAUCCAGACCCCAAGCUUCCGUCCGAGGUUCCGACACCCAUGGGCCCAGCCCACCCCCCACCUCGGGCUCCCGGCCCCAGCACGCUGGGCCCCUCGGCUGGCCGCCAGCCCCGGGAAAGCAGCCUCCCGCCCCGACCCAAGGCCUCGCCCACGACCCGCUCAGCGGGACUCGGGCUUCAGAAGACAGUGCCGGUCCCGGCCCUCAGAAGACGUCAGAAGACAUCAGAACGGAGGUGCUGGCCAAGGAAAUCGUCCACCAAGACAAGUCUCUGGCAGACAUUUUGGACCCCGACUCCAGGCUGAAGACCACCAUGGACCUGAUGGAGGGCUUGUUUCCUCGCGAUGGGAACUUGCUGCAGGAAAACGGUGUCAAGAGGAAGGCUGUGCAGAGAGCCGUCAGCUGCUCAGGGCACGAAGGCAAGAGGAGCGAAGACAAGGAAGCAGUGGGCAUGCUGGUCAACUGCCCUGCCUACUACAGCGUGUCGGCUCCCAAGGCCGAGCUUCUGAACAAAAUCAAGCACAUGCCCGAAGAGAUGAGUGAGGAGGAGGAGCAGGUGGAUGUCAAUGAAAAGAAGGCCGAGCUCAUUGGAAGCCUCACCCACAAGCUGGAGACCCUGCAGGAAGCCAAGCGGAGCCUGCUGAUGGACAUCAAGCUCAACAACGCCCUGGGAGAGGAGGUGGAGGCCUUGAUCAGCCAGCUCUGCAAGCCCAACGAGUUUGACAAGUACAAGAUGUUCAUCGGGGACCUGGACAAGGUGGUCAGCCUGCUGCUCUCCCUCUCGGGGCGCCUGGCCCGCGUGGAGAACGUGCUCAGCGGCCUUGGUGACGACGCCAGUAAAGAAGAGAGGAGCUCUCUCAACGAGAAGAGGAAGGUCCUGGCGGGGCAGCACGAGGAUGCCCGGGAGCUCAAGGAGAACCUGGACCGCAGGGAGCGGGUGGUGCUGGACAUCCUGGCCAACUACCUCUCCGAGGAGCAGCUCCAGGACUACCAGCAUUUUGUGAAAAUGAAGUCCACACUCCUCAUCGAGCAGCGGAAGCUGGACGACAAGAUCAAGCUGGGCCAGGAGCAGGUCAGGUGCCUGCUGGAGAGCCUCCCCUCGGACUUCGUCCCCCAGGCGGGCGCCCUGGCGCUGCCCCCGGACCUCACACGUGAAGUGACUCCUCCCGGGGGAUGUGCUCCCGGUGGUGGUCUCCCACCGGUGACCUCUCCCCUCUAACCUCUUCUACCACACCCACCCGGAAGAUCACCCUCUCUUUCAACACUAUUUAAUCUGAAAAAAUGUCUCCGUACAAACCACUGUUUAAAUUCUAUGGGUUUUGGGGGCGGUAUUUUCUGGAUAAAAAGGAAAAGAUUCUAUCCAGGAAAAAAGCCUGUAUUUUCCUUCUCACCCUUCAUGAUUGACCUGAGAGCUUGAAUGCCGCUGGGAACUUAGCCCUUUUGUUAUUACUUUGUAAUAGAAGGAAAAUUAAUGACACUGUGAGAACUGAUCGGAGGGUGUUUGGCUGAUUUCGUUUCCCACAGGCUUAGGCAAACGGGGACCGGUGUGUUUCGCCCUCAGGAACGUGCCCACCGUGGCCUGCCUCAGUGUGGGCCGUGCCUCCUGACGACAGGUACAAGGACUCCUUAGUGAAGGGUCUGCAGCAUAAAGCCUUAAAGAAACACACACACACACACAGCAGAAAUUUGUAAAGCCUUGGACGUUGUUAUUUAUAUAUUUUUAAGAAAUGAAAAGGAUCAUUAUGUUUGUGUGCUAACCACUCAUUCGAUUCUGUUUUGUGGUGGACGUAGACAAUGACGUUGUUGGAGCGUUGUAUUUUGUGGAAACCUUAAUGAAAUGAGGAAUUCCAAAGACAGUCCUGUGGAGUGUGGAGACUUGUUUUUUCUUAAA